CGUAACCGAAGUUCCCAACCCGAAAUUAUCCAACCCGACCCGAUUGCCAGUUUUGUAGCAAUUCGAGUGACCAAAUUUGCAAUUUAGCCAGUCAACAUCGGUUAUUAUCUGCUUAUACCGUUUAAGGUCAAGGGAAUAAAGACUGGAGAAGCCCAAUUGAUUACACCCAGAAGCCCAAUCUUCGGCAAAAUAUGAAUGACGCGAUGGGCCUAAAACCCUGAGAAAACCUCUUCUCCGUUGAGGACUUUUUGCCGCAACGCUGAAGGCAGGGAUUUCCUUCCGCCUCUCUGUUCGUCUCCGCCGAUCGACAUUCUUCCCCGUAGCUCUCAUUUUGUCAUAUACAGGUAACGUCAUCCAAACUUUUUGAAAGAGUAACCCUAACCCUAAUUCUAUCACUAUCAGAACAGCCUCAUCUAGCUGCUAGUUCCUUUUUGCUUUCAGCGGUUCCCUGCUCUUCUCAGUGGAGUUGGAGACCGGGGCAAGUUGGUGUGGUGCGGUUUUGGGCUUGGAGCUGUCUGUGUUUCUGCUCUCAUCACGCUCGAAUAUCCAAAAGAUUACGCGCUCGUGAAGUUGCAACGGUUUGCUGCUUGUGGCUUCGAGUUAUUCUUCUGGUAAGGUCUACUCCGUUUAAGCAAAGGAGAGAAUGAAUGGAAAAAUUGGAAGGCUGCAACUUGAGGAUAAUGUCACUGCAUUCGGUAGUUAGACCAAUUUGUGUUAACCAGCUUCUUUCGUGGCCUGUUCAUACUUGGAGAGAUAGAUUAGUUAUGGUUGGUUGUGCCUGGCAUUUCUAAUUGGUUUCUAAUGCUUCCUGAGUUGGUUUUUGGGUGGAGGGCAAUAAUGGUUCACUGUUGCUUAGGGCUUGCUUCGUUGUUCCUUCUCCUUUUUGUUGGUUCUGUGAUCAUGGUUUAUUACCAGUGUUUCAGUGUAUAGCACCCCUAAUUUGAAACUUCUUAUCUUCCUUGCUUUGGUUGAAUUGCAUCUCUCUUGCUUCUCUUAAUUUGAAAGUUUCCCUUCUUCCUUCUGUUGUUUUCAGAUUUAUUUUCGGAUUGACUGCUAAUAAGCAAGAUGGGUUUGGAAGAAGAAAAUGGUGGCUCUGCCAAGGAUGUGCCUCCUACGGAACAGGAAUUAUCUGCAGAGUUUGAUACUACAUUGCAGAAGUAUCUUAGAGGAGAGGGUGCUGAUCUUGAGGCUUUAAAAGAUAAAAAGUUGAAAGGCCAGCUUGCCGUUAGAGAAAAAUUAUAUGGAAACUCUGCAAAAGCUGCUGCAAAGUUUGAAAAGUGGCUUAUGCCAAGUGAGGGAGGCUAUCUGGAGGCUGAAGGUAUAGAAAAGACAUGGAGGAUCAAACAGGAUCAGAUUACUCGUGAAGUUGAUAUCUUAAGCUCAAGGAAUCAAUAUGAUAUAGUGCUGAAAGAUCUUGGCCCCUACACUCUGGAUUUCACCCCUAGUGGUCGAUACAUGGCAACUGCGGGACGUAAGGGGCAUGUGGCUAUUGUAGACAUGAAGAGUAUGGAGCUAAUUAGAGAGAUGCAGGUAAAAGAAACAGUGCGAGAUAUUGUGUUUUUGCACAAUGAGACAUUCUUUGCAGUUGCACAGAAAAAGUACCCAUACAUUUAUAACCGGGAUGGAAUUGAGCUUCAUUGUUUGAAGGAACAUGGAGCAGUGUCACGGCUACAGUUCUUGAAGAACCAUUUCCUCUUAGCAACAGUAAACAAAUUUGGACAACUCCGUUACCAAGAUGUUACCACCGGUGAGAUGAUAGGUAACUUCCGUACGGGAUUGGGACGUACCGAGACGAUGCAGGUCAACCCUUUCAAUGGUGUCAUUGCAGUUGGUCACUCUGGUGGUACGGUAAGCAUGUGGAAGCCCACCAGUGCUGCUCCCUUAGUCAAGAUGCUCUGCCAUCACGGCCCUAUUUCAGCCCUAGCAUUCCACCCGAAUGGCCAACUCAUGGCAACCUGUGGAAGAGAAAAAAAGAUCAAAAUUUGGGACUUGAGGAAAUUCGAAGUGGUUCAAACAAUACCCGGGCACCAUGCUAAGACCUUGGAUUUCAGUCAGAAAGGUUUACUAGCUGCAGGAACUGGAUCAUAUGCUCAGGUCUUAGGCGAUUUCUCAGGAUCCCAGAACUACAGCCGGUACAUGGGCCAUUCAAUUGCUAAAGGGUACCAGAUUGGAAAAGUAUCUUUCCGGCCUUAUGAAGAUGUCCUGGUGAUGGGUCACUCCAUGGGAUGGUCAUCUAUCCUCAUUCCAGGUUCAGGUGAACCUAACUUCGAUACUUGGGUUGCCAACCCAUUUGAAACGAGCAAACAGCGCAGAGAGAAAGAGAUCCACACUUUACUCGACAAACUCCCACCGGAGACGAUCAUGUUGGAUCCUUCCAAGAUUGGUACAGUGAGGCCAUACAAGAAGAGGGAGAAGCCCACGAAGGAGGAGAUUGAGGCAGAGAAGGAGGCUGCAGUUGAAGCAGUCAAAGACAUUGCUUUGAAGAAGAAGACCAAAGGUAGGAAUAAGACUAGCAAGAGGGUGAUGAAGAGAAAGGUGCUGAUCGACAAAGCGAAGAAGCCUUUCAUUGAGAAGGAAAUGCAGGAGGCAGGUAAAGUUGCUGGGAAGCGAAAACUCGGAGAGGAAACCGAACUGCCUGCGUCUCUGAAGAGAUUCGUGCGCAAGAAGGCUGCAGUGUAGUAGCCUAUCCUAGUAGGUGUUUUUCUGUUCAAUUCUUCCCACACAGGGUUUCGCUAUUCG
Messenger RNA from Linum trigynum, 2739 nucleotides. NCBI's taxonomy places the organism in Eukaryota, Viridiplantae, Streptophyta, Magnoliopsida, Malpighiales, Linaceae. The record is from the annotation of a GenBank genome assembly.